AUGAUAACAGGCAACACCAUUGAAAUCAACACACCCGGAGGGCCGGAGCCCGGAUGUCAUAAGUGUUGUUGCGCCGGCGCAGAAACAAAGUUGACAGUAAACAUGGGAAAGCUCUUAGGAUUCACUGUGCUUAUAUCUAUUUUGGGGGUAGCAGCAUGGAUGGCUUUACCAGUGUUAUUUCCUAAGCCGCCUCCUCAGUUAGACCUGAAUGAGUGGUGGGGGCCUCAAGAGCUGAAGGGCAAACAAGAUACCAGCAUCAAACCUUUCCAAGUGAAAUUUUCGGAUGAGAUGAUCAAAGAUCUAAAAGCUCGCCUUAAAAAUCACCGUGAAUUAGUACCUCCCCUAGAAAGCGUCGGAUUCGAAUAUGGCUUUAAUUCAAAGCAAAUGGACUCGUGGGUAAAGUAUUGGUCAGAAGAAUAUAAGUUUGUUGAAAGAGAGAAGUUCUUCAACAAAUAUCCUCAAUUUAAAACAAACAUUCAAGGACUGGACAUUCAUUUCAUUAGGGUGAAACCUCAGGUACCAUCAGGCGUACAAGUGGUGCCACUCCUGUUAAUGCACGGCUGGCCGGGCUCAGUGCGGGAAUUCUAUGAAGCCAUACCGUUAUUGACGAAACAAACUCAAAGUCAUGAUUUCGUCUUUGAAGUUAUAGUUCCAAGCUUGCCUGGAUAUGGUUUUUCAGAUGCUGCAGUGAGACCAGGAUUAGGAGUUGCUCAAGUGGGAGUGAUCUUCAGAAACCUGAUGAAGAAACUUGGUCAUAAAAAGUACUACAUCCAGGGUGGGGACUGGGGUGCAGCUAUAGCUGGCAACAUGGUCACCUUGUUCCCAAGCGAGAUAUUAGGAUACCACUCGAAUUUUCUGCAUAUUCGAAAUGGAUGCUCACAAGUAAAGCAAUUUAUUGGAUCUAUCUUCCCAUCUUUAGUCGUUGAAUCUCAUUUAGCGGAUAGAAUGUACCCUCUUUCGAAAUUAUUCUCAUAUUUUAUGGAAGAAUUUGGUUACAUGCACCUGCAAGCUACGAAACCUGAUACCGUCGGUGUGGCACUCACUGAUUCUCCUGUAGGUCUUCUUGCAUAUAUUUUGGAAAAGUUCUCAACUUGGACACGUAUCGAGCACAAAACGUUGCCCGAUGGAGGAUUGACCUUCGCUUUUACCAAGGAACAGUUGAUUGAUAACCUGAUGGUCUAUUGGUCUACUAAUUCCAUCACUACUUCCAUGAGACUUUAUGCCGAGACUUUGAGCAAUGCGCAUCGAGCACUAAACCUUGAUAGUUAUCCAACUUUAGUGCCAACUUGGGCACUUCAGGCCAAACAUGAGCUGGUCUAUCAACCGCCAAAUAUCCUCAGAUCGAGGUUCUCAAACCUUCUAGGAGUAACAGUCCUGGAUGAUGGAGGGCAUUUCAUCGCCUUUGAGAAGCCCAAGGUGUUUGUUGAAGAUGUCUUCAAAGCAGUCAAAUCGUUCAGGGAGUGGCACAAGAUAAAGACUGAACUG
Molecule: messenger RNA, 1485 nt
Organism: Brenthis ino (lesser marbled fritillary)
Lineage: Eukaryota; Metazoa; Arthropoda; Insecta; Lepidoptera; Nymphalidae
Source: the annotation of a GenBank genome assembly